Molecule: messenger RNA, 1401 nt
Organism: Callorhinchus milii (elephant shark)
Lineage: Eukaryota; Metazoa; Chordata; Chondrichthyes; Chimaeriformes; Callorhinchidae
Gene: lhx8a
Product: LIM homeobox 8a
Exons: 8
Coding region: 129-1160 (343 amino acids)
Biological process (GO): neuron differentiation; forebrain neuron development; regulation of transcription by RNA polymerase II
Cellular component (GO): nucleus
Molecular function (GO): RNA polymerase II transcription regulatory region sequence-specific DNA binding; DNA-binding transcription factor activity, RNA polymerase II-specific
Source: RefSeq, a predicted model, not a curated record
CCAGGCAACAGUUCAGUUCGAAUCGUAGAGAAACGAAAGCGGUGCUUUGGACUAAAGGCCAAAAAAAAAGAGAGUCGUGAAAAAUUCCACUUAAACCUUCUGUGACUGGAAUACGAGUUUUGAUUGCAAUGUACUGGAAGAGCACUGAACUGUUUGUCUGUCGAAUGGAAGGGAAAGAAAACUACACGGGUAGCGAGGCUUUGGACAAGAUUAAUCCCGAGAAAGUUUUCAAAGAAAAGUCCUGCUCCCCAGUCACACCAGCCUCCCCGUCCUCGUCUCCGCAAUCCAUGGCAUCUUCAGGGACCGAGAAAAACAUCUGUAGCAGCUGUGCCUUGGAAAUCGUGGACCGAUACCUCCUCAAGGUAAACGGUUUGUGCUGGCACGUCCGCUGUCUGGCCUGCAGUGUUUGCAGGACCUCAUUAGGCAAGGACAGCAGUUGCUACAUCAAGGACCAAGAAAUAUUUUGCAAAUUUGAUUAUUUCAGGCGGUACGGUACCCGGUGCUCUCGCUGUGGCCGCCACAUCCACUCCACAGACUGGGUCCGCAGGGCUAAGGGCAAUGUGUAUCACUUGGCUUGCUUCGCCUGCUUCUCCUGCAAGAGACAGCUCUCGACAGGCGAGGAGUUCGCUUUGGUGGAAGAAAAGGUCCUCUGUCGAAUACACUACGACUGUAUGUUAGAAAACCUAAAAAGGGCGUCGGAAAACGGGAGUGGAAUCAGUAUGGAAGGAGCAUUGCCAACUGAACAAGAUGUAAACCAACCCAAGCCAACGAAAAGAGCACGUACAAGUUUCACAGCAGAACAGCUUCAGAUUAUGCAAGCACAGUUUGCACAAGACAACAAUCCAGAUGCCCAAACUCUGCAAAAACUUGCAGAUAGAACUGGACUAAGCAGACGUGUCAUACAGGUUUGGUUUCAGAACUGUAGAGCACGUCAUAAGAAACACGUCAGCCCCAAUCAUUCAUCUACUACCAUGACUGUGCAGCAGGCUCGACUUUCCCCACCCAUGCUAGAGGAAAUGACCUAUUCAGCAUAUGUAGCGCCAGAUGGACCAAUGUUGACUGCCUUACACACGUACAUGGAAUCUCAUUCACCAACAUCCCUGGCACUCCAACCAAUUGUAUCUCGUGCAAUGACACAACUUCCCAUUGGCCAUGCUUGAUUUUUUUCACAUCAGCAAUUCAUUUUGUUGUAUUCAGGUUGAAGAUGAAUGCAAAGUGCAUUAAUCUACUGCAUUUAGUUUACUUAUUAAUGCGCAGUACUGUUGCUGCAGAUAAACUUUGUUUUCCCUCUAAUUUUCCUAUUUAUUGACAUCAGCAGAGCACUUUGAUCUUUCGGUUGCAAUGUGCAAAAUGUUUACAAUCUCUGUAGUAUAAAUGUUACACUAGUUUUGAUAUAUUUGU